Molecule: messenger RNA, 1092 nt
Organism: Dicrocoelium dendriticum
Lineage: Eukaryota; Metazoa; Platyhelminthes; Trematoda; Plagiorchiida; Dicrocoeliidae
Source: the annotation of a GenBank genome assembly
AUGUUUUGGGAAAAUACAGCUCAAAUACUUGGCGCAUAUGCAGUUGAACCUAGGCCAACAGACCGAUUCCAGGUGGACGCGCCCGCCUCGGAACCUAAACCCAAAAGAAACAAGACAAUUGUCAUUACUGGACCGAAAAUUGUCUUCUAUGGCACCACCCUUGAACUAGUGUGCAGGGCUACCUUCCCUACAGACGAGGCGAAAUUAAAUCCACAAAUAACACUGGAAUGGUACCACCGUGGGGUGAGGCGUCGACCAAGCCUGUCGCGAUCUGGUGGUGUGUACAUCACAGAACGUUGGUUGGACUCCCAUUUGCUCGAGAGUCGCUUACUCGUUGCAUGGGCUAGCGAGGCAGAUGCAGGUCAAUGGAUAUGUUUAGACAGGUCAAACAUGCACCCCAAACAUGAUGGGCUUCUUCUUACUGCUCAGCAAACACGUAAACAACACACCGGUUUAUCUGGAGAAAUCAACUUAACACCAAUGCACAGUCUACCUCAACCUAUUCCCGUGGAAGAUACGAGUGACCACGGCAUACACAAUCAGUUGGCUUUCGACCGGAUAGAGGUAGAGAUUAUUGACUUGCCGGAUCCCACCCACUUUCCUCCGCCGUAUUUACUAAAUAGAGGAACGACGCCAAGAGUGCCAACCUUCGCGAUUAUGGGACCCGUUGCAAUUGGUCCUGGACAUGCGUCCUUAAGAGCCGCCAGAGCUGGUACUUCGGCAUUUCGGUCCCCUGCAUCAACGCACACGCCGAAGCAUCAGCGAAACGCUGCCUUCAACUCACUGGUCCAUAAGAUGCCUCUUCAAAUGUCAGCAGUCGUCUUCCUGUUGUUAAAUCUUGUCUAAUCUGUUACAGACAAGCGUUUGGCUUCUACCGCAGUACUACUGAUAUUCAACAGAACAGUAGGAUUUCUUCUUGCGCAACUCAAAACACAUGUGCCUUUUAUACUUUACAAUAUAGCUGAUUUGUUGUAUCUUUCUGCAGCAGAAAUAUUGUACAAAAUGUUGUAGAAAUUUCUUUUCAUUUUUUUCACAACACUCCCGAAAUUUGAUGAAACUAUCACUUCAUUGCACCUCUAGAGAUUCCCCGUG